AUGAGCACCACGGCUAGUCUGCCGGCAUACAUGCUGUCAGGAGUCGCAGUUCAGCAACCGCCUCAUCUUGAGGGCGACGCUAGUUUUGCAACUGAAAUUCUUCCAGGACCUCCGUCGCUUCUUUCUGUGCAACAAUCGGCCCAAAAGCGCGAUCCCAGAAAGCGAUUUACGGACUGUUCGUAUCUGCCAACCUCGGAUCCUGGAUCUACGUAUUCUGGAGUAAUGCAUGGCACUCUUAUUGGCCAUGAGCCCGAAGGCCCCAGGUCGAAACGUUCCAGAGCCGACAAAGGAGCUGCAAGUGGUCGCGCUCAACGCGCUUCAGCCCGUAAUCAGAUAGGCAUAUCGUCAACCGUCGAUUCUUCCAUGAAUCUGGAGAGUGGCUCAACUUCAACCUUACAGCCCAUUUUGGUGGACUGGGAUUCCUGUACCAUGGUUAUCGAUGAUGAUUUGUCUCUCUCACGCUCGAAUUCCUCCCUCAAUCUUCAAGAUCCACCACAAGCGAGCUCCAGUGGAAGAGCCAGAAGGAAAGACAAGGGAAAGGGAAAGGAGGCAGAGACUCCCCCAAUAAGAGUGAAAGAGGAGCCAAAAAAUAUCUCGCUACAUACACCCGAACCUGUUCCCAAUUUGCUGAACAAUGAGGACCACUGCUCGUCAUGUCGUUCCCAUGGUGCGCUGGUGUAUUGUGACGGAUGCCCCAGGGCUUUCCAUCUAUGGUGCCUCGACCCACCCAUGGAGGGUGUAGAUGAGGGUGACAGCAGAUGGUUUUGUCCGAACUGCACGAUUCAAAAGCAUCCACCGCGGAAACCACCCCCGUCGUUAUUGUCCCCUCUCAUAUACCAACUGGAAACUUCCAUUCCUGUUGAGUUCCAGCUACCUGAUGAGUUCAGAUCUUUCUUCAAAGAUGUGGCAACGGGUCCAAAAGGAUCUUACGAAGACAGUUCGGAGAUUAAACCUCCCCGUCUCAACCGUCAUGGGCAGUUGGAAGACCGCGAGCCCCAUCGCCUUCGUGAUCGAAAUGGCGCCCCCGUUCUAUGUUUCCAUUGCGGAAUGUCCGCACUUCCAACUGGGCUUGCCGCGACUGCUCCUGCCUCAAAACGUCCUCGCCGAUCCACCUCAAAGGCGGCCUCUCCGGAGACAUGGAAGAGUAUUGUUUCUUGUGACUAUUGCCACCUUCACUGGCACUUGGAUUGCCUCAAUCCGCCACUACCAACGAUGCCCCUUACCAACAAGAAAUGGAUGUGUCCAAACCACGUGGAACGAGUGCUACCGCCGAAACGUCGCAUCCCAAAGCAAAAUGCGCCCCCCAUCGAGGUUACAAAGCCACGACAAUACAACAAUGGCAAUAUCGACGUGAUACAUCCUGAGAUCUAUCCUCCCACGCAGAAUCCAAGAGUCAUCGCGGACGAAGUUUUGAUAAAUGGUCGUCGAUAUAGAGUCCCUGAAAGGGUCAUCGUUCUCGACUUUUGGAAUAAACUCAACAAAUUCGGCGAACAAACGAAUAAGGAUGUAGAUUUAGUAUCCGGAAUGUCCUCACCCCUCACAUCACUCAGUUCCUUAGAUGAAUUGGAUGACCAAGUCUCUGAUACAGGACCAGCAGUCGAUGGUAUCAACGAUUUGAAGGUUGCACAAUUAUUGUGCAGAUUGUCAUCCGCCAAGUCCGGAGGAGCACAAUCUUUACCAGAUGUUGUGACUUCGAAAGGCGUUAAGAAGUUAGUCGACCGCAGUGUUCAGACAGAUUCACAGGUGCAAGUUUUGCCUAUACCAAAGCCAGGUCGUUCAAAACCGGCCGCCAAGCGUUCGCCAACGAAACACGGUGGUGUCAAUGGAAUGACACGCUCUCCUCAGAGUACAUCAAGUGAAAUUAUGAAUGUGUCAGCCGGCCCCUUAGCAUCUACUGCAAAGCGGAAACGGAGCACUCAGCAAGCACAACCCGAGGCAAGCACCCGUGAGUUACGAUCGCAAAGCAAAAAUCACGACUCGAAUAGCCUUUCGGCUAGGAGUUCACUGAGGCGAAUAGAAGAGCCCAACAAAGAUAGUCAAGUUCCUAAUGCCUUGAUCACCCCACCUAUUCUCCUUCCCAAUCCAUCGAAACUCAGAACUGUCAAUGUCAAACUCGAAGAGAUUGACAACGCUUUUGCCUUGGCCAAUGUGUCUGAAAGCUUGGCGUCAUCUUCUGCUUUGCCCAAGAUGACUCCAAGGCGCCCUUGCGCCCCUCGUCGACUUACACAGAAGGAAACCGAUGAUCAUCCCAUAGAUGUCAAAGAAAAACGAGGGAGGAAAAGGAAGGUCAGGGAAGACGAACUGCCUGAGGUUGGAAAGACAAACGGUGUUGAAGCAGACGACCGGAAAGCUUCCGAGAAAAGAAAGGAUAAGAAGGUCAAGCCCGGGAAAAAGACCACCAUCCGGACUUCUUCUCAGCAAGGUCCUAUGCAGCCACCGAAUACAACACCGACCGCGUCAAAUUCGAGUCGCCUUAUACCUUCCAUUUCCCUUCCAGCCACCCCAUCGCUAAAGAUUCGUCUUCCUCGGCUCACCGGUAGCAUCACAAAGAACGUUUCCCCUGCUGUGCCUAGUAGCAACGGUAAACCUCCUGCUCGCUUAUGA
Messenger RNA from Laccaria bicolor S238N-H82, 2604 nucleotides. RefSeq lists its product as uncharacterized. Bases 1 to 2604 code for a protein of 867 amino acids. The transcript is spliced from 13 exons. Gene Ontology annotation, biological process: regulation of transcription by RNA polymerase II. The record is from RefSeq and is a predicted model, not a curated record. NCBI's taxonomy places the organism in Eukaryota, Fungi, Basidiomycota, Agaricomycetes, Agaricales, Hydnangiaceae. Gene Ontology annotation, cellular component: Rpd3S complex.